GCAAUUUUCAAAUCAUGGUUAGAACGAGGCUUACUAUAAGAGAUGCAAUUAAAUACGUCCUAACUGUGAGGGAUACAUUUCAAGAUAAUCGUGAAAUAUAUGAUACAUUUCUGGUGGUCAUGAAGAACUUCAAAGCCAAAAGGAUUAGUCGUAGUAUUGUCAUAGCAAAGGUUAAAAAGCUCUUCAAAGGCAAGCGAGAGCUGAUUUUGGCUUUCAAUAAAUUCUUGCCGAAAGGGUACAAAAUAACAUUCAAGAGUGACGAAACUCCAGUAAAACGGUCUGUGUAUGCAGAAGCUAUUCGUUUUGUAAUCAAGGUCGAGAAAACGUUACAAGACGAUCGUGCAUACGGAUCUUUUUUGGAGAUCUUGCAAAUGCAUAGUCAAAACAAGAAGAGUGUUUCUGAGGUCUACAAUGAGGUGUAUGAUGGCCUUUUCCGAGACCAACCUGAGUUACGUAUGGAAUUUGCUUACUUUCUCCCUCAU
Messenger RNA from Thlaspi arvense, 482 nucleotides. The record is from the annotation of a GenBank genome assembly. NCBI's taxonomy places the organism in Eukaryota, Viridiplantae, Streptophyta, Magnoliopsida, Brassicales, Brassicaceae.